Funneliformis mosseae is the source of this 1881-nucleotide messenger RNA. The record is from the annotation of a GenBank genome assembly. NCBI's taxonomy places the organism in Eukaryota, Fungi, Glomeromycota, Glomeromycetes, Glomerales, Glomeraceae.
AUGUUUAAAAAUAGUUUGUUUAGUUCGUUUAAGAGUGGUGGUGAAAAUUCGAAUAGUUCGUCUAAUGUGCAAAAAGACGCUAUUCUCGAGCAGUUGGUCGCUUUAUUUCCCAAUGCAGAUCAAGAAUAUUUAAAAUACUGUAUUGGGUGUUAUCAAGAUAAUCAUGUGGAAAGAAUUAGUGAAAAAAUAUUUAAUCAAAAUAAGGGACAUUAUCCAAAGAUACCUGACGGUUGUAAGGCUGCAAAUUGCACAAAAGCGAAAAACGCCUUUUUAUUACAAAUUAAUGAAUUGUUCCCAGAGUGCGAUGUGGGAUUUUUAAGAGACAAACUAUGUAAUGUAAAUCAUAGCCAUUUGCAACAAAUUAUCGAACAAUUAUUAAAUAUGGAGAGGACAGCCGAUAAAGGUGGAUAUCCUCGUAGAAUGAAUCCAUUUACUAUUGAACCUUGGGAGUUAAUAAGAUCACCAAGUUAUAGGAAGGCUGUUAGAUACAAAUUAUAUAAUGAUUUUCCUGAUACUUGGCGCUCCACUAUAAAAGCUGUAUUGGCGGAAAAUAAUUUUGAUUAUAAAAAAAGUUUAGAAAAGUUAAAAGAGCUAGCAACAAAUAAUUGGUGGAAUUCAUUAUUUAGUGUAUUCCGUAGAAAAUUAUACAAAGAAGUUGAAAAUAUUGAAUUAAUGGAAGAAAUACAAAAAUUAUAUGCGAUUAAAUUAGAGGAACAAUCAAAGGCUGAUUAUGAAAUAGCAAAACAAGUGAAUUUCACCGAAUAUACAAAGAAUGAACAGCUAAUAACUUGUGGUUGUUGUUAUGGUGAUUAUCCUUUUGAAGACUUAACUUGUUGUAAUGAAGGUCAUCUAUUCUGUAAAGAUUGUAUUAAUCAUUUGGUGCAAGAAGGUUUAUUUGGUCAAGGUUCUCUACGUGGUAAACAAAUCAAAUGUAUUGAACCUUCAGGCUGUGAUGGUUACUUUACUGAUGAUCAACUAAAUGCAACCCUUAGUCCUGAUAUAUUUAAAAAUUAUCUAGAUUCUUUGAUAGAACAUUCAUUAAAACAAUCAAAUUUGUCUUUAGUACAAUGUCCUUUUUGUACUUAUUGUGAGGCUGAUGAUGAUGACUUAAUUACCUUUAAACAAUUAAAGGUCCCGAAAUCUCUUAUUUUAUUGGCUAGCUUACCUAUAGCCGUCUUGCCCUUAUUCACCAGUGUUGAAAUCAUUUUAUCCGCUUUAAAUGUUGUAGCUAUAUUCAUUCUUCCUCAAAUUGUUUUGGGUAUGAUGGGUGUUUAUCCACUUAAAACUUGGAUCGAUGAAUUCGAUAACAUCGUUAAACGGGUGAAGAGGAGACGUAGGGGAAAUAUAUUUAAAUGUCAGAAUCCCGUUUGUGGUAAAGUAUCUUGUUUGUUGUGUAACAAAGAAUGUAGACCUUUUCACAAAUGUUACGAACAAGAGCAAGAUAGUUUACGUCUUUUCGUAGAAAAAGCUAUGGCAGAAGCUGUUAAACGAACUUGUCCAAAAUGUCAUGUAUCGUUCACAAAAGCUGAUGGAUGUAAUAAAAUGACAUGUAGAUGUGGUUACGUUAUGUGCUAUUUAUGUAGAAAAGAUUUACGACAAGAAUCUUACGCUCAUUUUUGUGAUCAUUUUCGUCCUAUACCAGGUCAAAAAUGUAAGAAGUGUAAUAAAUGUGAUUUAUAUAAAACUGAAGACGAAGAAAAGGUUAUCAGGGAAGCUGCUACAAAGGCUCGUAACGAAUUUUUAAAGUCUCAUCCUGAGGCGAGGGAUGUAAGUCUUUUAGAAAAUACUUCUAUCGGUCCUGUCGCUACUGAAAACGAAAAGUAUAUAAAAGAAGUUAUUGAAAAAGCUAUUGAAAAAGUUAUUGAAUAUUUAUUACCCUGA